Molecule: messenger RNA, 900 nt
Organism: Torulaspora globosa
Lineage: Eukaryota; Fungi; Ascomycota; Saccharomycetes; Saccharomycetales; Saccharomycetaceae
Gene: PPA2
Product: inorganic diphosphatase PPA2
Exons: 1
Coding region: 1-900 (299 amino acids)
Biological process (GO): phosphate-containing compound metabolic process
Cellular component (GO): cytoplasm; nucleus
Molecular function (GO): magnesium ion binding; inorganic diphosphate phosphatase activity
Source: RefSeq, a predicted model, not a curated record
AUGAGCAAAAUCUCCCUGGCUAGAAUUGCUCAGCUCAAGAGAGUGCUGAUUUCGACAAGAAAGUUUCACUCCGUUGAGCGAGGAAGUAAAUACAGUGCGAGUUAUCGGAAUUACCUGAAGUUGGCCAAUGGGGAGAUCGGUUCUUAUUUCCAUGACGUUCCUUUGGAACUGGACGCUAACAAUAGAACCGCAAAUAUGGUAGUAGAAGUUCCUCGAUGGUCUAAUGCCAAGUUCGAAAUUUCAGGAAAGCUUGAAUUCAAUCCAAUCGUUCAGGAUACCAAGAAAGGCAAAGUGAGGUUUGUACACAACAUCUUUCCCUACCACGGAUAUAUUCACAACUACGGAGCCUUGCCACAGACCUGGGAAGAUCCCAGUCGAGCCAGUGUGGAUGGCCUCAAAGGAGACAACGAUCCGCUCGACUGCUGCGAGAUCGGCUCCAAAAUACUUACCACAGGGACCAUACAAAAAGUCAAGAUCCUAGGGUCUCUGGCAUUGAUUGAUGACGGUGAACUUGAUUGGAAAGUAAUUGCGAUCAGUGUGGACGAUCCGCUAGCAAACGAGAUAGAGGGGCUAGACGACGUCGAACGAAAAUUACCAGGCAUUCUUGAUGCCACAAGGGAGUGGUUCAGAAAUUACAAGAUCCCGGCGGGUAAACCAGCUAACAGCUUCGCAUUUGACGAGGAAUAUAGAGGCAUUGACGACACCAUAGCGACCAUCAAAGUGUGUGGUGGGGCCUGGCAGACGUUGAUCGACGGAACGCUUCUCGCGCAAGAAGACGAUUGCCAAGUGACGAGGGCUGGCAAAGGAAUAACGAUGAAGCCAGACCUGAAGCCUCCGCAUGAAAUUCCUAGCGAAGUGAAUAAAUGGAGCUUCUUAUAUCGCGACUUACCCGGGCAAUAG